GUAGCGGAAAAGCAACACAUGACAAUUAAAACGCCACAAAAUCCAUAUGGGAUAUUUUCCCAACAGGAGCGAAAAUCUGUUUGCACUUCAGCAACGGCAGCAUAAGCAUUCCACCUUCAUAUGUCCAUCGACAUGAGAUGAGGGAGCCGGUGACAAGCUGUGCGUCGCCAUGUGCAAACGAGAUUUGCUUUUGAUAAGGUCACAUGACCACUACCACGGGAUUCUGCGAGUAAUGUAAAUGAAUGGUUAGAGGAGCGAAAAUGGAAGUUGUGCCUCGCGAAAUCCGUGAUUUACAGCACGGGGGAAACUUCAACGCUUAACUAACUGGAUAAUUUUUCGUUGAAGAUAUGUUUUUUUUCGCAGGGCUAUUGUCGCAUGUGUAUUCUCCGCCGAAUGAGUUCUUCCCGAACAAACCGCACGCGUAGCGGUGGUAUCGAUUCGCAAGGCUCGAGUUUGUAGGAAAUAUUCCAUUGACAAGCCGUCUCGCUGGGAAGUCAGCUGGCUGCUUACCGUAGACCUCCGCCGUAACUUUACUUCCAGGUAGUCUUCACGGAGCUGCUGCCGAGCCCAUUGGUAAAGCCAGAUGGUGUACGCCGCACCGCCAGGCAGUUCCUCCACGCUGAGGUACGUGAUUUAGGCAGGUACGCCUAAAAUGGAUCUCAGAAGGCGUGUUCACCUAUCAUUCAUCGCGGAUCUUGGCACAGCCACUUCUGAGUUGUCUAAUUCACAACUCUGUUGCCGUACCAUUAUGUGAGAGAGUACGAGAUAUACCAAAUUGCUUUGUUUCACCUGUGCAUGGGAAUAUUGGAUAAUAUGUAAGGUUAGGCUGUGCGGCAAGUAUGGCUGAAGAAUCUAGUGGUCUCCGACGCCAGCUGAGCGUCAAGGAACGAAAGAAGGAAGAAAAUGAGAGGGAGGAAGAAGAAGAAAGUGAUGAGAAGAAAAGUAAAGAUGUGGAGGCACAAAACAAUUCCGAUGGUGAUGAUCGGGAAGAGGAAGAGGAAGAGGAAAUACCCUUUCCCGGAUUUCCAGCGAAAUCAUUCUUAAUUUUCAAGCAAACUAACAAGCUUCGCUUCGUCUGCCUGAAGACCAUCACAAAUCCAUGGUUCGAGCGAUGCAGCAUGAUGGUCAUUCUACUCAACUGUCUCACCCUUGGAAUGUACAAGCCCUGCGAGGACCAAGUGUGCACCACCACCAGGUGCCUUGUUCUGGAGGGAUUUGACCAUUUCAUAUUCGCAUUUUUUGCUGUGGAGAUGGUAAUCAAAAUGAUUGCAAUGGGUGUUUGCGGAAAGGAUACCUACCUUGCUGAUUCCUGGAACAAGUUAGACUGCUUUAUAGUUCUAGCCGGAGCUGUGGAAUAUGGCAUCGAUACAGAAAACCUCAGCAUAUCUGCAAUAAGAACAAUCCGUGUGCUUCGUCCAUUGAGGGCCAUCAACAGAAUACCCAGCAUGCGUAUCCUGGUGAUGCUCCUCCUCGACACCCUCCCCAUGCUGGGGAAUGUUCUCUUGUUGUGUUUCUUCGUCUUUUUUAUAUUCGGGAUCAUCGGUGUACAGUUAUGGGCAGGGGUGCUACGAAACAGAUGUUUUUUAGAUAUUGGGGAAAAUAUUACAUAUGUACAUAAUCUGAACUGGUUUUACCAGCCUAAGAAGGGUGAUUACAUCUGCAGCAAGGCGGGAAUGUCAGGGAUGCGGACUUGCGGGGAAAUACCGCCAUUUGAAUUUGAAGGAUUUAAGUGCAAUGGUACUGCCAAGGAAUACAGCAAUAACACGCCAACAUCCGAGUCCUGCGUCAAUUGGAAUCAGUAUUAUUCAACAUGUCAACCUGGAGACAAGAAUCCAUUCCGGGGAGCUAUAUCAUUUGACAAUAUAGGAUUAGCAUGGGUAGCUAUUUUUCAGGUGAUUUAGAAAGCUGGGUGGGUGAAUAUUAUGUACUAUGUUCAAGACGCUCAUUCUUUCUGGGACUGGACUUACUUCGUUGCUCUCAUUGUGAUUGGCUCAUUUUUUAUGAUCAACCUGUGUUUAGUUGUCAUAGCAACUCAAUUUUCUGAAACCAAGAAACGAGAGACUGAGCGGAUGCUGCAAGAGAGAAAGCGUUACCAGUCUUCAAGCACUAUAGCAAGCAACUCCGAACCAGGGGGCUGUUACUCGGAGCUCUUGAAACUUCUUGUGCAUUACGGCAGGAGAGCAAAACGGAAACUUAUACGAUAUUAUUAUAGAAAUAGAGGCAAAAGGCAGCGAAAAGUUAACCCAGAAAAAGCUAUAUCUUUACGCAAGAAGAAAAACAGGAAGAAAGGUAUUCAAACAGUGUAUUUACAUCAACCUCAUCAUCAACAUCAUCAUCACCACCACUUGAACAUCGUGACACCGGAUAUCUUCCCCUCUCGGGCCGCUUCUUUGGAUAGUGCACAAGCUCCACGUGCCAGUCCUGAGGCUUCGGAUGUGGAUCCUAUAUCAUCACCACGACGACCCAACUUCUUAAUGUUACCGAGUAACAACAAUAGUCUUAAUCCUUCUUCGGAAUCCUUAAACACAUUGCCGUAUGCAGCAGAGGCUUUGACACCGACGUUGUUCAAACCCCUACCCUCGCCCAACCACCUCACUGCCAAUUAUUCUUUGAGUCGAACAUCGUCCUUUAAUUGCGGGGCUAUGGGUAGUGCCAAAAAUAUGCCCUCUCUCCCUGAGGUUCUCGAUGCGCAUGGCGCAAAGAACGCUGCCCUUGCCGCCUCAAAUUUACUGCUGAAUGUCGACACUGAUACCAAUAAACUCCAAUCGCUUGUAGAUAAAGGCCUAUUUGCAGAUCAUCUGCUUGUGGAUAUUGUUGGCGAGAAACGAGUGUCGUGCGUGUCUCAGAGUGAGUGUGAUACCACCCAUAACAGCCAUACACACUCCGAGUAUGAGUUGAGUGACAGCGAGAAAAAUAACGACAGCGAUUCGGAUUUUGAUUGGAAAGAAGAAUCAGAACCAACCAAAAAACAGACAAAUAAGAGGAAAUGCAACAUAUCUUGCAUUGCACAUUGGAUCAACAAAUUCACCAGUUUCAUGGUUAAGUUUGUAGAGUGCAAAUUUUUCCAGCGUGGCAUCCUUGGGGCUAUCUUGCUCAACACCCUCAGCAUGGGGUUGGAGUACCACAAGCAGCCUGACGAGCUGACUCUGAUACUCGAGUACAGCAACAUCGCAUUCAGCGUCCUCUUUGGUGCAGAGAUGCUGUCCAAGCUGUUGGCCUAUGGCCUGUAUGGGUACAUCAGCGAUGGAUUCAACGUCUUCGAUGGGUUCAUAGUCAUACUCAGUAUCGUGGAACUUGCCCAGGGUGGCGCCAGUGGACUGUCUGUCCUUCGUACAUUCCGUUUGUUACGUAUUCUCAAGCUAGUGCGCUUCUUGCCGGCACUCCGGCGCCAACUAGUGGUCAUGCUACGUACCAUGGACAAUGUGGCCACUUUCUUUGCACUUCUUCUUCUGUUUAUGUUCAUAUUCAGCAUCUUGGGAAUGAACUUGUUUGGCUGUAAGUUCUGUACUGAAAAACAAGGCAGGCGACAAUGUGAUCGCCGGAAUUUUGAUUCCCUUCUCUGGGCGAUUAUAACUGUCUUUCAGGUAUUGACACAGGAGGAUUGGAACACUGUGUUAUAUAACGGCAUGGAUAAAACAUCUCCAUGGGUCCUGUACUUCAUUGCUUUAAUGACAUUUGGAAACUAUGUACUUUUCAAUCUUCUUGUUGCCAUCUUGGUGGAGGGAUUUUCAACAGAGGACGACGAGAAGAAGAAGGAUAAGGCUAAAGAAAUGGUGGAACAAGAACUGGAGGAGAAGGAGAAACAGAGGCUGGCGGAGAAUAACAACAUUGAUGAUGCUCAAAAGGAUAAAGACAAACUCAACAGUAGUGAGGUUGAUGUCAAGAAUAACAAAGAAAAAGAGAAGAAAAUGCUUGCUCUUCCCCCUCCUGUCGCAGUCACCAAGGAGGACAACACAGCACAGGUUGUGAUGGCGGCGCCACCACAACCUGAUGGCCCUCUAAAUCCACCAAUCAUAACACACACUGCAGCCACGCCCAUGGCAACACCUCAGGGAUCGCCCAAUGAGAGUGCUCUUAAAGACAUCAACAACAAGCUAGCUGUAUCCAUGGGCCGUAGUAUCCAACGUAGCACACUUUCAGUAGAAUCCGAGCGAACAUCGACAAGCCUCAGUUUCCGAGGUUCUCCCCGACCCUCCCAACUUCGCCGGACCAGUAGCCGUGGAAGUCAGCGCAGCAGCAGCUGGCGCCUGAAACAUCGGCGCCGUGACGCUGAGAAGACCAGUCUUGUUGUGGACAGCCAGUCAGACAGCGGAGACGAUCUCGAUGACGAUGUGUUUACACUGAACCAAUCUCAGUCCCCAACCUACACACCGGGAACCCCCAGAACCCCCAACAAUCAUGGCUACUCUGUCACAUAUUUCUUCAGUGAUUGCAAUGGCCACCCACCCCUCAACAACCAAAGAACACUUAGUCCCCAGAAUUCAGUCAAGGGUCACAAGGCUCUCACGCCCAAGAACUCCAUCAAGAGCAACCACAGCUGGAGUCGCAACAAUUCCGUCAGUAGCAGUCGUAGUAUUUGCAACUCCUUUGAACUCAGUAGACAGAACUCGUUCACAAGCCACCGAACUCUCAACUCCAUGGGCAGUGGAGCCUCCAAGGAGGAGUACAAGCCUAACAACCUGAGUGAUCCCCCUGAGGUCAAGGUCAGCUGUGAUAAGGAAGACUUUGAAGGAGAGGAGGAUCCAGAUGCCAUGGAUGAGACUGACUGGAACUGUUCCUGGUUACCUGAGCCGAAAGGAUGUUUCAAAACUCGGAGAGAAUACAGCCUCUACCUCAUGUCAAUGGACAACUUCUUGAGGAAAAUAUGCCACCAUCUGAUCUCACGGAAGUGGUUUGACAACUCUGUGUUGUUCUUUAUCGCUCUCAACUGCAUUACGCUCGCCAUGGAGAGGCCGGACAUUCCACCAGAGAGUGUGGAGCGUCAGUUUCUCACAAUAUCCAACUAUGUCUUCACUGUCAUAUUUGCAGUUGAAAUGGUGCUCAAGGUUAUAGCUAAGGGUUUCUUUGUGGGUAAGCAUGCCUAUCUAAAGAGUGGUUGGAACGUGAUGGAUGGCUUCCUGGUGAUUAUCUCCCUUGUCGAUAUCCUCAUCUCUCUAGUUGCCAACAGCAGUCCCAGAAUCUUUGGCAUCCUGCGUGUUUUCAGGCUGCUUCGUACUUUGAGACCACUCAGAGUCAUCAGUCGAGCCCCUGGUCUGAAACUAGUUGUACAGACACUAUUAUCAUCACUUCGUCCCAUCGGAAACAUUGUUCUCAUCUGUUGUACAUUCUUCAUCAUCUUCGGAAUUCUUGGAGUGCAAUUGUUCAAGGGCACAUUCUACUACUGUAAAGGUCCACCGGGGCUUGUCAAGGACAUCAGGAACCGCACACAGUGUGAAAACGACACACGCUUUGUAUGGAUCAAUCGGAAAUACAACUUUGACAACCUGGGUCAGGCGCUGAUGGCUCUGUUUGUUCUGGCAUCUAAAGAUGGUUGGGUUAGCAUCAUGCAUACCGGACUGGAUGCUGUCGGGAUAGAUGAACAACCUAUAGAAAACUACAACGAGUGGCGAUUAUUGUACUUCAUUUCCUUCCUGCUGCUUGUUGGAUUCUUUGUCUUGAACAUGUUUGUCGGCGUUGUGGUAGAAAACUUUCACAAGUGCCGAGAAUCACAAGAGAUGGAAGAAAGAGCUGUACGAGCUGAAAAGCGCCAGCAGAAAUUGGAACGUAAACGAAAGAGUGAGGACCCUAAGAAUCUCUCUGAGUUGAGUGAACCUCCUUACUGGGCUCCAUACUCUCGGCCACGUCUGCUCAUUCAUACUGUCAUCAACAGCAAAUACUUUGACCUUGCAAUCGCUGGGGUCAUUGGGCUCAAUGUCAUCACCAUGGCAAUGGAAUAUUACAUGAUGCCUCAGGAGCUGCAGUUUGCUCUGAAGAUCUUCAACUAUUUCUUCACCAGUGUCUUCAUCCUUGAAGCUAUCAUGAAAAUAGUAGCACUUGGAUUCCUCCGAUAUAUGAGAGACAGAUGGAACCAGCUGGAUAUGUUGAUUGUCAUCCUGUCCAUAUUUGGCAUCAUCCUGGAAGAGAUGGAAACCUACAUCAUUCCAAUCAACCCUACCAUCAUCCGUGUCAUGCGAGUACUUCGCAUUGCAAGAGUGUUGAAGUUACUGAAGAUGGCCAAGGGUAUCCGUGCCUUGCUAGAUACUGUGAUACAAGCAUUGCCUCAGGUGGGCAACCUCGGGCUGUUAUUCUUCCUACUGUUUUUCAUAUUUGCUGCGCUGGGUGUGGAGCUCUUCGGAAGGCUAGAGUGCUCCCAGUUCCACCCUUGUGAGGGUCUUGGAGAACAUGCUCACUUCCGGAACUUUGGUAUGGCAUUCCUGACACUCUUCCGUGUGGCUACGGGUGAUAACUGGAAUGGAAUAAUGAAGGACACAUUGAGAGACAACUGCGACUCCACGGACAACUGUCUGCGGAACUGUUGCGUCAGUCCCAUCAUCGCCCCAGUCUACUUUGUCGUGUUUGUACUUAUGGCCCAGUUCGUCCUUGUCAAUGUAGUCGUGGCGGUGCUAAUGAAACACCUCGAGGAGACGUACAAGUAUAAAGAGUUGGAUGACGAGGUUGAGGAGGAAUUACGCCUUGAGAUGGCAGCACGCAAUGAAAAACUGGCAGAAAUGAUAGAAAUGAAGGAAUCACAUCGCAACUUCACGGAGGAAGAUGAUGAUGUUGCUGCCAUCACUGAUGGUGGAGUGCCAGAUCAGAAGCUGGAAGAUGAGACCAAUGGUGACAAGAAAAGCUCAGAAAAAAGCUCAGAGGAAAAUAUUGAGCAGUCACCAGAAGCACAGCCCCAGGAUGAAGUUGAAGGUCUGACCGUUAAGAUCCCGGACGACAACCCUGCUGUCACAGUGGCCCCGAGUUUCACCUUCAGUGUCCGGCCGUCCAGCGAGGAACAGUCACAGGCAGAAGAUGACACCCACAAUUUGUCCCCUGCCAAAAUUGCCAUCACAGUGGUGAGCAUGGAGCACCAGGUUGGAACAGUCCCGGCACCCAUCAUCGUACAUCCAUGUUCCCCGAGUAACCGAUCUAUCCUGGACAAGUUGGACUCACCGCCGAUGAUGAGGGCGAAGAUCCCAAGUCCUCCUGUGUCGAGGAUGGACAAGAGGUUGCUGUCAGAUGGGAGGAAUCUUGCCACAUCUUCCCGGCAAGGCAGACGCCCACUUGUUAAGCAGUACAGUGUGGACAUAGGUUCAGGGAAUCAGCUUCAUGGUAGUGUUCCCUCCGUCUGGCAGACAUUCGAGGACGAGGUGAAGAAAGCCCAGCCCAAGGGUUUCUCCCAGUCUCAUCCCACCUUGCCUGUGAAGCAGGAAUCUCUGCAGCAGUGUCCUGAGCCAGAGUUUGAUUCCCCGAAACAUCGUUUGUUAAAAAAACACAUGCUGAGAAGCAGAAGUAGUGGUGCCAAGUACAGUCGGUUCAGGGACAAGUAUCUCCACCGAGCGUUAUCGAGCUCAGACACAACAGGAACUGACACUGUGGCGAGUCCCUUAGUACGGACCUCAACAACAAAAACGUCAGACACGAAUAUCACGCACUCUAAGGAUGAAAUGAAAACACAACAGAGUAGUGGGGAAACUGGUUCUGACUUGGAUGAUUCUUUAAUCAACGAUUGGGCAGAGUUGGAAGCUGCUUGUGACGAGGAGGUGAUGAAAAUUACAGGAGAUGACGACGACGAUGAUGACGUGAGACCAACAUUGACUUCAUUGAACUCGUGUUCCUAUGCAUCUGAAUGCCAAGAAGACAGUUAUCCAUUUGAUUCAUCGAAUUCAAGUUCAAAUUUAGUCCAAGACUCUGAAAAAGACUCGCCAUUAACUGACAGUGAGCAGAUCGGUUGCCAUUCCAAUUUUAAGACAGAGGAGGACCCGUUGGUGGGUAUCACCUCGUUAUCAGGGGUCCAUAUACAGAUGCCUGAUUUGACUACUUGCCAGCCAGGCAUUGAUAAUUCCAGUUUCGAACUGGGUGAGGGUUCUCUCAGUCCACCCAACGAGCCUUCCGUGUCUCAAUGUACUGAAACUUUGUUAUGUGUUCCGAGGAUCAUGCUAGAUGGCGCCACUGUUGACACUCCUGACCUGUCCUCGGUUUCACAUGACCAUGUGGACGACAGGUCACAUAGCAAUGAACCUGAAAUGUGCGAGCAGAGCGGAAGCUAUGAACAUCAUGAAUAUGUUUGACGAAUGUCAACUCCAACUUGUGUUUUUUGUGUGCCAGUUUUAGUGAGUGAAUAAUGUGUGAAUUUGAAUUACACAUGGCAUUAUGUUUAUGAAGAUAUAUACAUUCUUUCAAAACGAUGGAGAUUAACUCUGAAACAAGGUCGUGGAGAGAGCAGCGUGAAAUUUUCAUUUGACGGUUAUGAAAAUGAUUGUUUGAUUCCGGUUCAAGGUUGUAUGAUUGUCCUUGUACAAACAGUGUGAUUUUUUAUUUUUUAUUUUUUUUUUUUUAAAUGUUUAAUUUCUUGGAUGUGGAUGCUGCAUCGGUUCUGAUGUGAAAUGGACAAUCGUAUGUGUCAUGUAUAAUCCUGAUUGAUGCCAGUGAAAUUAACAAUGUACAAGAAAAAUAAAUUAAGUGUGGUUACAAUCAC
Haliotis rubra (blacklip abalone) is the source of this 8665-nucleotide messenger RNA. RefSeq names its product voltage-dependent T-type calcium channel subunit alpha-1I-like. Gene Ontology annotation, biological process: sodium ion transmembrane transport; calcium ion import; calcium ion transmembrane transport. Gene Ontology annotation, cellular component: voltage-gated sodium channel complex; neuron projection; voltage-gated calcium channel complex. The record is from RefSeq and is a predicted model, not a curated record. Lineage: Eukaryota; Metazoa; Mollusca; Gastropoda; Lepetellida; Haliotidae. Gene Ontology annotation, molecular function: voltage-gated sodium channel activity; low voltage-gated calcium channel activity.